AUGACACCAAGUUUCAAUGGGCUGAGUUGGAACACAAAUGUCAUUAGUUUGCUACGACGAACCCCACAUCCUCAGGGAUUGCCAGGGGACUGGAAGAUUAACUGUUUGAUCGGGCUUCAUGGACUGCUCAAAAUACACUUGUGCUUCAAAAGAAAUACCAACCUAGAACCGGUCAAAACUGGAAGGAUACUUGCUCUUGCAAUUAUGCAUGGCUGUGAUUUGAUGAUUUCAGAUCUUAGGGUAGAAGAGUACAUAAUGAAAGGGUGGUGUUCCGUGACAGGACGGUGCGGUGUGAGGAGGAUUUUUGGGGAAGAUGAAGCUAGUCCUGGUGGAGUAAGGUCAGCGAAGUUUAUUGCAAGAAAGCACUGGAUUGUAACUGGAUCAGAUGACAAAUUCAUCCGUGUAUACAAUUAUGAAACAACGGAGUUGGUCAAAGAGUUUGAGGCACACGGAGAUUACAUUAGGAGUGUCUCUGUCCACCCUACCCUCUCAUGUGUGAUGUCAUCUUCUGAUGACAAGCUUAUAAAGUUGUGGGAUUGGGAGAAGGGAUGGGAGUGCACUCAGACCUUUGAAGGACAUUCUCAUUAUGUAAUGCAUGUCACGUUCAAUCCAAAAGAUACCAGCAUCUUUGCAAGUGCAUCGCUUGAUACCACCAUAAAGAUUUGGAGUCUUAGUUCUACCGCUCCUGUUGCUACACUAAAUGGCCAUUCUAAAGGCUUGAAUUGUGUCGAUUUCUUCAUGGGUGGUGACAAACUAUAUCUAUUAAGUGGUUCGGAUGAUCAUACUGUCAAGGUGUGGGACUAUGAAACAAAAAGCUGCGUCCAAACGUUAGAAGGUCAUACCCAUAAUGUCACUUCAUGCUGUGUCCAUCCACAACUUCCUAUCAUAAUUACUACUUCCGAGGAUAAUACUAUCCGUCUAUGGGAUGCAACAACUUACCGACUCGAGAACACAUUGGAUUAUGAUCUUCAGAGAGUUUGGGCAGUUGGAUGCAAGCAAGGGUCAUGCCAAGUUGCAUUUGGUUGUGACAAUGGAACCACCAUGCUCAAAGUAGCCCUUGCAGGCGUGACGCCAACACAGUGA
Molecule: messenger RNA, 1083 nt
Organism: Dovyalis caffra
Lineage: Eukaryota; Viridiplantae; Streptophyta; Magnoliopsida; Malpighiales; Salicaceae
Source: the annotation of a GenBank genome assembly